Messenger RNA from Oncorhynchus kisutch (coho salmon), 389 nucleotides. Its product is annotated as fibroblast growth factor 7-like. The annotation marks the transcript as partial. The record is from RefSeq and is a predicted model, not a curated record. Gene Ontology annotation, molecular function: growth factor activity. The transcript is spliced from 2 exons. NCBI's taxonomy places the organism in Eukaryota, Metazoa, Chordata, Actinopteri, Salmoniformes, Salmonidae.
GUAUCCUGGAGGUCCGUACGGUGUCCGAGGGAGGAGUGUUAGCUAUCAAAGGAGUGAAGAGUCAGUACUAUAUCUCCAUGAACAGGACUGGCCUGCUGCAAGGCAAGAAAAUCUACAAUGAGAACUGCAACUUCAAGGAGAUUUUCCUAGAAAACUACUUCAACGCUUACUCGUCUGUUAAGUCGAGUAGAGACGGCAAGGAGAUGUUCAUUGCUCUGUCUCAAAAGGGCAGACCGCUGAGAGGGAAGAAGACCAGGAGGGAACACAUCGCCUCCCACUUCAUUCCCAUGAAAUGCAGAGAGGAGGAGAGGACUGGCGUCUGAGAGAAGGAGACUGAAAAAGGAAGAGGUGACUGGAGCCUGAGAGGAAGAGAGGACUGAAAGAGGAGA